This is a messenger RNA of Myripristis murdjan (pinecone soldierfish), 1696 nucleotides long. RefSeq names its product anaphase promoting complex subunit 15 (gene anapc15). The coding region runs from base 112 to 480 and encodes 122 amino acids. Gene Ontology annotation, biological process: regulation of mitotic cell cycle spindle assembly checkpoint. Lineage: Eukaryota; Metazoa; Chordata; Actinopteri; Holocentriformes; Holocentridae. Gene Ontology annotation, cellular component: anaphase-promoting complex. The record is from RefSeq and is a predicted model, not a curated record. The transcript has 5 exons.
GCACGGGGCCACGGAUUUCGGGGAACAUUUAUAGGUGAACACUAGCAGUUUCCGGCUGGAUUGUUUUGAAUUUAUUGAAAGCCGGGACGAGCUACUGGCAGCCGGGCGGAGAUGUCCACUCUGUUUCCGUCCCUGUUUCCUCGGAUAACAGAGUCUCUGUGGUUCAACUUGGACCGGCCCUGCGUGGACGAGACCGAGCUGCACCAGCAGGAGCAGCAGCACCAGACCUGGCUACAGAGCAUUGCUGAGAAGGACAACAGCCUGAUGCCCAUUGGGAAACCCAUCUUUGAGCAAACAUUUGAUGAGGAGGAAGAGGAGGAUGAUGAAGAUGAGGAGGACAGUGAGGAAGACUCUGAGGAUGAGGAGGACAUGCAGGACAUGGAUGAGAUGAACGACUACAACGAGUCACCUGAUGAUGGUGAAAUCAACGAGGUGGACAUGGAGGGAGCAGACCAAGACCAAGACCAGUGGAUGAUUUAAACCAGCGGACUUUUCUGUGUGUGACGCUAGGUUUACACCGUCUGUUGAGAGCCAGACUACUGUAUGUUAGGUCUGUGGUGCAGAUCUGUUUUAAUGUUUGUGUUGACUGGAAAAUAUGUAAAAUAAUCAAAAUCAAUGCUUGUAGGUAUAAGAGGUACAUGAGGUAAAUCCAGUUGCCCGAAAUUCAAGUGGGAACUAAUUAUUGUUUCUGCUUGGCACAAACUCACAGUGUUAGACAAAUACAGAGGUCGCGGUGUCAAGAUGCUGUCCUUGAUGUGUGUUUGUGCAUUUAUAAGAUUACCCUGAGUUGUGUGUUUGAAUUUGUUUUGUUUUGUUUUUGCAGCAAAGUGUGAGUCUGACACACUUAAAAGAACUAUUUAAAGCCGUUAAAGACCCCUCACGACAAAAUCCCAAACGCAAAGCCAUUCUUGUCCUCUCCUAUGAAACUGCAGCCACACACACACACACGCACACACCAUGGCAACAGUGCACAUGGCCCUUUAAGGGCCUCAGUCAUCUCUCUGAUUUGAACUUUGACUUGGCUGUAUCUUCAGUCAUGUAUCACAUCUCAGAGUCUCCACACCACCGACUUGUGACAACAGCAGCUCAGCCAGCUCGUCCACCUCUGGAUGUGCUGAUUUCAUAGAAUUAUAAUUAUCAAAACUGUCUUGAAGUGAUAGUUUUAAUAAUUCAUAGUCUUGUAAAUGAGCAUUAUUUAUGUAAGGACAACACAUCAGUUCUCUGAAAUACAUUUUAAUUAUGGUUUGUAACUCCUGACAGUUGGUAUAUUCCAACACUGUCCAGAGCCAACUAAAUAGAGAUACAAAGCUAAAGUUUAAAAGCAAGUUUAAAAAAAAUUUAUUUUUGGAUGCUAUGUCCAUAACUAACUCGGUGCCCAUUUAGUGUUGCUUUUGCAUGGUGCUCAGCGUUCCCGUGACAAACACCCAGAGAUAAGGUUAAUAGUUAGCAAACUAUAAUUUCACAAUCAAGUCAAGGUCAACCAUAAGUUCACCCACAUCUGCUUUUCAUGAAUCAUGAAAAUCCUUCCUCUGCUGAACAUUUACCUGUAGUAAACUACAGAAACAGAGGCAUCCUGAACUCAGAUGAAAUAUAACCAUGGUGUUUUGCAUAAAACUUUAGGUGAAUUUGUUGUUCACAAUCAUUUUGUAAAUGGUUAAUUAUUUUUGUUUAAAUAAACAUCUUGUUUAUAGACAGU